Messenger RNA from Chionomys nivalis (European snow vole), 1960 nucleotides. RefSeq names its product LY6/PLAUR domain containing 1 (gene Lypd1). The transcript is spliced from 6 exons. Gene Ontology annotation, biological process: acetylcholine receptor signaling pathway. The record is from RefSeq and is a predicted model, not a curated record. Lineage: Eukaryota; Metazoa; Chordata; Mammalia; Rodentia; Cricetidae. Bases 1025 to 1549 code for a protein of 174 amino acids. Gene Ontology annotation, molecular function: acetylcholine receptor inhibitor activity.
CAAGAGCUUCGGUCGCCAGCUCUUUGCAGAGCACAGCCUUCUGCAAAGCUCCGCCAGGAAGGAAAAAUAGCACCGUGGUGUCCCGGGAAUAUGCAAGGCGACCAGGGCAUCCUCCAGCGGUGAGAGGAUAGUCUGGCCAAGUGAGCCACCUGCGGUAGGGUCACCAUUGUAACUCCCAGGCAUUGUGCCAGAAGACCGGGCUGACCUGCGAUGUGGGUUUUUUCCUAAGAAGAGGCGCAGCUGCACCGGACACCCCAGGGAACUAGCAACCGUGCAACUUUUCCAGGUGCACGGAAAUGUCCCUUCAUCCUAUACCAGCCACCCAGUGUGUGUGUGUGGGGGGGGGUACUACUUAGCACCCCUGGGAGGGAAAAGAGCACCUGGAAGGGAAGGGUAUCCCAGUGUGCGGAGACCCCCAGCUUAGCACUUCGAUCUCCGAGUUCUCACAGGACAGGUCCUGGCCUGGCAGCACCUGCUGCGCCCUAGUCACCCCUGUAUUCCUAACCCCUGAAAAGGACUGCUACUGAGCCCUGCAGGCGCUCUUUUCCAAGGAACUGGAGAAGGUAGGCUAAAAGGGUGGUAGAAGGGGGUGGGGACAGCUGAGAGACAGUCCCAGCCUUCCCCGCCCUCCACCCCCACCACAACUCAGCAGCCGUCACGUGGUACCCAGAGUGGGAGGGGUGGGGGUAGAAGAGGCGAGACUUUUUCGGGUGCUCCGGAUCGCCACUAGUUCUUCAAGCCUCGGCAGCCAACUCCUCCAGAGGCGCUGCACUCCGCCCCGGGAAGCGGGAACCUGAGGUGCCAGGGACCAGUCUGUGGGAGCCCGGGGCGCGGGCGAUGCGGGCGCCGCGGGCGACACCUGCGGCUCCUCUCGGUGGCAGCCGUCGCCUGGGCAGCAGCAGCAGCAGCGCAAACCUCGGCAGCUACAGUCGCUGCGGCCCGGACAGCCUCCGCUGCUGUCGCCUCUGCUGCGGUCGCGGUCUCUGAUGCUCCUGCCCGCUCCCGGCCCUGCCGAUCCGGGAGGAUGUGGGUUCUCGGCAUCGCAGCAACUUUUUGCGGAUUGUUCUGGCUUCCAGGGAGCGGCAACGCGUACAGGAAGGGAACACACUGUGAGCGCUGGGCAUGGAGUCCAAAGAGAAGCUCCCAGAUCCGAGGAGAGCAAUCGGGAAGAUAUGGGUUGGCGCUGCAAAUUCAGUGCUACCAGUGUGAAGAAUUCCAGCUGAACAACGACUGCUCAUCCCCUGAGUUCAUCGUAAAUUGCACCGUGAACGUUCAAGACAUGUGUCAGAAAGAAGUGAUGGAGCAAAGUGCUGGGAUCAUGUACCGGAAAUCGUGCGCAUCAUCAGCAGCCUGUCUCAUCGCCUCAGCUGGGUACCAGUCCUUCUGUUCCCCUGGGAAACUGAACUCCGUGUGUAUCAGCUGCUGCAACACCCCUCUUUGCAAUGGGCCAAGGCCCAAGAAAAGAGGCAGUUCUGCCUCGGCCAUGAGGCCAGGGCUUCUCACCACCACCCUGCUCUUCAACUUAGCCCUCUGCUUGGCACACUGCUGAAGCUAAAGGAGAUGCCAACCCCUGCUGCAUCAUCUGUCUGGCACGCACUCUCUCACCUCCCUGAGUCUCUGCUGGGUGUCCUUCUGUUCUGGGUAGACAAAGGGGUCUUUUUGUUCCCUUCAAGUAAUGCAAGAUCGCCAUGCACAAAUACUUUGUAAGCUCUGAACCAAUUCAGUCUGGAUUUCCAUGGGUAGUUGAAGAAAACGCAUGGAGCAGUGUUUCCCAUCCCAGUCUGUGUAACCACCGCCAAGGCCAUCCUGGAAGAAUCAGCCCUUAGAAGUCAUUGAGAUAUGCAUCUGCCCUUCCCAAAGCCUGGAGCUUCCAUUCUGUCCCUAAUGGAGUCACAGUCUAUUCGGGGACUGCUGCGUGAAGGUAACUUUGCUUUUCUGAGAGGGAAGAGUCAGUUUCUGC